This is a messenger RNA of Penicillium antarcticum, 519 nucleotides long. RefSeq lists its product as uncharacterized. NCBI's taxonomy places the organism in Eukaryota, Fungi, Ascomycota, Eurotiomycetes, Eurotiales, Aspergillaceae. The record is from RefSeq and is a predicted model, not a curated record. Bases 1 to 519 code for a protein of 172 amino acids. The transcript has a single exon.
AUGCUCGACUUAUCACAUUCGAACAGCUCCGUCGACAUCAACAAGAUUGUGAUAAUUGACGCAGACCGCCUUAUCGUUCAAAACAAAGAUAGCAGCUUGUCGCUAGGGAAGGAACAAGAUGCUGUGGCGGCGUUCGAUCAACAUGCCCCGGAUGAAGACGGGGAGAAAAUGGUCACGAAAUUGAGUUCAGCCGCUCCGCUUCGUUCACGGAUAACGAAAUUCGAAAUAAGCGCUGCCCAUGUCAUCGGAAUUGACGAAUCAAGGAAACUCGUAUUCCUAAACCAGUCUUUUUGGGUGUGCUCUGUCGAUCUCAGCGAGAGCGGGUUAGAGACCGUGAAACGCAAAGAUGGCCCGUCGAUCGCGGUCUCCAAGCAUUUUUUCGUCCCGUACGAUUGGUUCGCAGGGAGGAGGGACGUUGUUUGUGCUUUGGCGAAGAGUGAUAUUGUGUUGACUCGGGGUGGUGACCUGGCGGUGAUUCGGGGCGGUCUUGACUAUGCCGAGACAGUAUGUCUAGAAUAA